Molecule: messenger RNA, 369 nt
Organism: Linderina pennispora
Lineage: Eukaryota; Fungi; Kickxellomycota; Kickxellomycetes; Kickxellales; Kickxellaceae
Product: peptidyl-prolyl cis-trans isomerase NIMA-interacting 4
Exons: 1
Coding region: 1-369 (122 amino acids)
Biological process (GO): rRNA processing
Molecular function (GO): peptidyl-prolyl cis-trans isomerase activity; DNA binding
Source: RefSeq, a predicted model, not a curated record
AUGGGCAAGAACAAGGGCGCCAAGGGCAAGAGCAACGAGGGAUCGGACUCCAAGGACGCCGGCAAGCUGAAGCCUGCCCAGGCUGUCAGCGUGCGGCAUAUCCUAUGCGAGAAGCACUCGAAGGCCACGGAGGCCCUGGCCAAGCUCCAGGCCGGCGAGCGCUUCGACCAGGUUGCCUCCGAGUUCUCCGAGGACAAGGCCAAGCAGGGCGGGAACCUCGGCUGGAUGGUGCGCGGAUCGAUGGUCGGCGCCUUCCAGGACGCGGCCUUUGCGCUGCAGCCGAGCACCACGGCCAAGCCGGUCUAUACGAACCCCCCGGUCAAGACAAAGUUUGGCUAUCACAUAAUCAUGGUUGAGGGCAGGAAAUAA